AUAGUCAUCCCCUAGGAAGGGUCUUUUUGGAGUUCCACUAUCAUCAGAUCAUCAAUGAAGAAUGGCUUCUGAGAUAGACAGACUAGCAACUGCAGCAGCCACUGGAAAUCUCCAAGUGGUCACUGAGCUAUUGAAUAACGGAGUAGAUCCCAAUGCUACGAACUCCCUGGGAAGAACACCUAUCCAGGUGAUGAUGAUGGGACAUCCGAAAAUAGCAAGACUACUCAUUGAGCAUGGUGCGGAGCCUUCACUUCCUGACCCUUCAACUGGCACAUGCCCAGCUCACGAUGCCAUUCGUGAAGGAUUCGUAGACACACUUCUUGAACUUUUAAAUGGAGGAGCAAGUCUAUACAACCCAAUGGACAAUUUUGGUCAACGCCCUAUCGAUCUGGCCUCAGAUGAUGUUCUGGAACAGCUGAAUCAACUAGGAAUCCUAAAUCUCCCUGAGAUCCCUGAUUAGUGAUUUUCUA
Messenger RNA from Nanorana parkeri, 470 nucleotides. RefSeq names its product cyclin-dependent kinase 4 inhibitor B-like. The transcript has 2 exons. The record is from RefSeq and is a predicted model, not a curated record. Lineage: Eukaryota; Metazoa; Chordata; Amphibia; Anura; Dicroglossidae. Gene Ontology annotation, biological process: negative regulation of cell population proliferation; regulation of cyclin-dependent protein serine/threonine kinase activity. Gene Ontology annotation, cellular component: nucleus. Gene Ontology annotation, molecular function: cyclin-dependent protein serine/threonine kinase inhibitor activity; protein kinase binding. Bases 62 to 460 code for a protein of 132 amino acids.